Molecule: messenger RNA, 2065 nt
Organism: Nymphaea colorata (pocket water lily)
Lineage: Eukaryota; Viridiplantae; Streptophyta; Magnoliopsida; Nymphaeales; Nymphaeaceae
Product: putative RING-H2 finger protein ATL49
Exons: 1
Coding region: 456-1916 (486 amino acids)
Source: RefSeq, a predicted model, not a curated record
AAUCAUGGGUAAUCUGUAUUUCAUUUAUUUAUUUCUGCCUAAGAUUUAUGCUGAGUUCUUCAGCGUAUGUUUAUUCCCCUUCCUUUUCUUUUCUACCUGGUGCAAUGACAGAUUUUCUUCUAUGCCCAAGAUGGGUUCUUGUUUUACCAUCAUUGACCUGCAGGUUUCCCUUUCUGCUAUAAGUUGGCAUGGGAAGGGUGUCUCCCUCAUCGUGCCUUUAAUGCACACCCUCACUCUCUGUGAGUUGGUGGGAUCAUCAAUGCUUUUCAUUUGGGCUCAACAAACAAAAUAUGGGUUACCCUCUUCUUCUUCUUCUUCUUCUUCUUCUCUGUGGUGGUGAUUCUUGUGGAAGACUCAGAGAUCCAAGGUGAGAGAAAUUCACAUUUUCUCAGUUUCAGUUUAGUUUUCUCUUCAGGCCAUUUCUUCUGGUAGAUGCUUGUUUAUCAAAGGAGAAGAUGAGCUGGGUGUUGAAUGGAAGCAGGAGAAAUGAGAGUUCUUAUCCUUCCCCAUUUAUGCAAUACUUUCUUGGCCCUCCCCCCCCUUCUCCACCGCCGCGCUAUGACCAAAGCUUUGAGAACAAGAUCAGUCCUAGCAUCUUGCUGAUCAUAAUAAUUCUGGCCGUCAUAUUCUUCAUCUCCGGUCUGCUUCACCUUCUUGUUAGAUUCCUUAUUAGGCCUUCGAGGAGGGACUCCAAUGACAUGGACAAUGUGACCGUCUUACAAGGGCAGCUGCAGCAGCUCUUCCAUCUUCAUGAUGCAGGGGUGGACCAGUCUUACAUCGACACCCUCCCUGUGUUCCUCUACAAGUCCAUCAUCGGAGCUAAGAACCCAUUCGAUUGUGCCGUCUGCCUCUGCGAAUUUGAGCCAGACGACAAGCUUAGGCUGCUGCCCAAGUGCAGCCAUGCAUUCCAUCUAGAGUGUAUAGAUACAUGGUUGCUCUCACAUUCAACAUGCCCGCUGUGCAGAGGGAGUCUCCUCCCUGACUUUCCGUCAAACACUUGCUCGCCGGUCGUCCUGGUUCUUGAAUCCGGCAGCGAAAGCUCCCGGGAGAUCGUCGACAGAGACUUCCGGGACUCUCUUUCUGCUGCCCCGACGAAUUUGGCAUCCGAAGACGGCUUCCCGCCUGCCCUCGUCGAGAAUUCGCAGAAACCAGUUGAUAAUCCGGCGAGGGAGGAGGCGAAAGUGGUGCCGGUGAAGCUGGGUAAGCUGAGGAACACAGAUGCCGUUGGUGGUACCGUUGCUGGGGACGUCUCUGCCAGGGGCAUAGGCGCAGGGGAGAGCAGCAGCAGCAUCAGUAAUGUGGACUCCAGGAGAUGUUACUCAAUGGGUUCUUUUGAGUAUGUCUUGGAUGAAGCCUCUCUCCUGCAAGUACCCAUUGUUCCAGUGAAAAGGAAAAGACCCACAACGACGGCACCUUUGCCUUUGGUGCCGGGCCACAGGCCUACCGUCUCCAUGUGUGACUUCUCAAAGAAUUCACAGCCUAGAAAGGAAGGAUUUCGAAUUGCAGACUGCCAUGGAGGCAGCUCGGCGGUGAUUCGGGAGGACAAAAAGGAAAGCUUUUCGGUUUCAAAGAUCUGGCUCCGAACAAAGAAGGACAAGCCGUCUUCCUCCACAGAUCCAUCCAGAAGGGCGUUCUCCUUCCGGCUGCCGAUGCAGAGGGUGGAUGAUGCGAAGCUGAAGCAGAGCAGCAGCCAGAGGACUACCGUGUCUGAGAUUGAGGUUGAAGGAUGGAUGAACCAUGGUGAUGCUUGUUCGUUGCCUAGAAGUAGUGUAUGUGGUGUGGAUGAAGAGAGCUGCAGUUUCUACAGUGUAGAGUCUCAAAUCAGCUCAACGCCAUCCUUUGCCAAGCGAACACUCAAUUGGAUUGUUGGGAAGCAGAACAGAGUGAUGCAUUCAGCUCCAAUCCCCCCUGUUUGAGAGCACUUUUUGUCUGUGAAACAUUCCUCUCAUCCGAUUCUUGUCAGCAAAAAUCGCAAAAAGAAAAGGGAAACAAAGAACACCCGAAUACAGAUUUGUUAUUUUUUGUAUAAUUUUUAUCUGGUCAAUAGAGAUUUCUCAUUUCUUCU